Pseudogymnoascus verrucosus is the source of this 1316-nucleotide messenger RNA. RefSeq lists its product as uncharacterized. Gene Ontology annotation, biological process: lipid storage; phospholipid biosynthetic process; lipid droplet organization. The record is from RefSeq and is a predicted model, not a curated record. The transcript is spliced from 2 exons. NCBI's taxonomy places the organism in Eukaryota, Fungi, Ascomycota, Leotiomycetes, Thelebolales, Thelebolaceae. Bases 183 to 1274 code for a protein of 363 amino acids. Gene Ontology annotation, cellular component: endoplasmic reticulum membrane.
GUCCCCAGGCACAACGUCAUCGUCGCCGCUGAAGACAACCAAUUUCAAGAUCCAUUAACUGCCUUGCGCGUCUCCACUGUGGCAAUCUGUCCUUCGGCGCAUACUAUCUCCAGAACAUCUAUGGAACCAAGCGGCCUCGUCUUUUUUAUUUAAGCUAUUUUAUAUAUGUUAUAACCCUCGCAAUGGCUGAUGUAACUCCUCGGCGGUCAACUCGCCUGCAAGGCAAAUCUACACUUUCACGUUCAACGUCCAGCACAAGUGGCAACUCCUCAGCAGACCCAACGCCGCCGGGCUCGAGCUCAUCGGACACCCCAAUGCCGUCAACAAGCACAGAGUCCUACCCAAUGGCAACAUCCAAAGACUCGCCAUACCUUCCCACAUACGCAGAGUCGAUCCUGCUCCUCGUGUACCCGACAACCCUCCUCCUCGGCUCUAUAUUUGGUCUCCUCGACCCCGCCACCCGUGCCUCUCCUUACAUUGAAACGCACCAGUCCCACGACCAGGACCUAGCACCCUCAUACUUUGCGAAGAAGAGCAACCUCGUCAACAUCCUCUUCGUUAAGAGGGGCUGGUUCUGGGUGACGAUGUCAUACUUUCUCUUCCUCUUCACAAACGCCGCGAUAGGGGCGCGAGGAAGCGACGCGCUGUUGAGGAAGAGGAUACAGGGGACGUUGAGGUGGGGCAUAGUGACCCUCUGGUGGGUGUGCGUGACGCAGUGGUUUUUCGGGCCGGCGAUCAUCGAUAGGGGGUUUUUACUCACCGGCGGCGCGUGUGAGUUGAAGGAUAGAAUUGAAAGUGGCGAUACGGAGGCAGAUAUCACGGAGAGAUUUUUCACUUCUAUGGCCUGUAAAGCGCAUGGCGGAAAAUGGAGCGGGGGGCAUGAUAUAAGUGGGCACGUAUUUUUGUUGGUCUUGGGGAGCAUGUUCUUGUUCCAAGAGGUUCUGCAUGUGGCGUUGAGAGCUGCGAGGGGUAGAGAGGAGCGUGUGGUGCUUCUUCAGAACGGGGAAAUCAAGGGCGCUGAUAGUGAAUCGGGGGCUGAGAGGGCGGAUACGCAGAAUGUCAUUACUGCGAGCCCGUGGGAUUUCGGGGUAAAGAUCGCGCUGGGAGUUGGGGCGCUGAGUAUAUGGAUGCUGCUCAUGACAGCAGCAUACUUCCACACUUGGUUUGAAAAGCUUACCGGGCUUGUAGUCGCCUUCUCUGGCGUCUUUGUAGUGUACUUUCUGCCACGAUUUGUACCAUCAUGGCGAGCCAUCAUAGGCAUGCCAGGCGUAUAGUUUAUGUAUAAUAUGAUUUAAUUUCAAUUCGCUGAAAACAUA